AUGUCAAUCAAAGAUCCUGAUACUAGCCCGGCAAGUCAAGAAUAUCAAACUCCCAAACGUCGAAGAAUCCAGGAUGAUAGUGAGGACUCUUCGGAAGAAGAUUGCCACUCAGACGAGCAAACGCAAACCAAGUUCCACACUUCCCAAGAGCUAGAGAGCCGUCAAAGUUCAGAAUCAUGUCGUCGACAAUCACUCUCAUCUGGAAAUAGUAGUCCUUAUCAAACCUGCAGUAGAAGCCGAUCCAGUAAAUCAAGAACUCCUGGUCUAUCUUCUUCCUCGCAUGCAUCGUCUCCUUCUGGUCCUCAAUCGCGAAGACUCAACUUUCAACCAAAAUUUACCUUAAAGGGCCACAAGGGACCGGUGUCGCAAGUUCGUUUCUCACCAGAUGGUCGUUGGAUUGCAAGCUGUUCCGCUGAUGCUACAAUUAAAAUAUGGGAUACAACUGAUGGAAGUCAUAUUCGGACGAUAAGAGGCCAUCUAGCUGGAAUCUCUACGAUAUCUUGGAGUCCUGACUCUAAAACCAUAGCCUCUGGAUCAGAUGAUAAGACAAUACGACUUUGGCACCGAACAACAGGAAAGCCUUACCCAGUUCCAUUACUUGGCCAUCAUAAUUAUGUUUACUCAGUAUCAUUUUCACCUAAGGGGAACAUGCUAGCUAGUGGUAGCUAUGAUGAAGCCGUUUUUCUCUGGGAUUUGCGAGCAAGAAAGAACUUGAGGAGCUUGCCUGCCCACUCAGAUCCUGUGAGCUCAGUAGAUUUUAUUCAUGAUGGAACCUUGGUGUGCAGUUGCUCAACUGAUGGUCUGAUUCGUGUGUGGGAAACUGUCAGUGGGCAAUGUCUCCGAACUCUUGUUCAUGAAGAUAAUGCGCCUGUCACCAAUGUCUGUUUUUCGCCCAACGGACGCUACAUUCUUGCCUGGACUCUCGAUUCCUGUAUUCGUUUAUGGGACUAUGUUUCAGGAACUUGUAAAAAAACCUAUCAGGGUCAUAUCAAUAAAAAAUAUUCCCUAGGAGGAGCAUUUAGUGUUUCUGGGUCAGAUAGUUAUAUAGUAUCGGGAAGUGAAGAUGGUAACCUUGUUUUCUGGGACGUGAAGACAAAAGAAGAAUUACAGAGAGUCAGUGGUCAUGAUGGCGUAGUUUGUUGGGUUGAUACAUGCACUGAGACUGGUAUGAUUGUAAGUGGAGGUCUAGAUGGAAAUGUACGGAUAUGGAUUGACAUAAAUAACGUCGAGGAUCCCGUUAACGGAAUGCUCGAGCUACAACUUAGACACCGCGAAGAAGAUUCAAAGGACCUGAAUCUAGAUGUGGAUUCUGAUUCUAAUUGCGAAACACCCAGGCAGGACGCGAGUGGUGAUGAAGACCCUAUUGCUGGUGAAAAUCCCGAGAAAAUGGAAUUUGAUUGA
This is a messenger RNA of Blumeria graminis f. sp. triticale, 1401 nucleotides long. NCBI's taxonomy places the organism in Eukaryota, Fungi, Ascomycota, Leotiomycetes, Helotiales, Erysiphaceae. The record is from the annotation of a GenBank genome assembly.